AAUGUAAGUACAAACACUCGUAAAACAGAAUAUAGAGUAAUAGAUAUGUUUGAUGUUGAAAAGCAAUUAACCAUGAAAAUCAAAGGCCUUCUUUGCUUGGUUUUCAGUUUCUUGGUUGCCUUCUCAGUGGCUCACAAUGAACAAGGUACGAAUAACAGUACCUCUUCUCUUAAACGAAGCGGUUUUCCAGCAGAUUUUGUGUUUGGAACUGCAUCAUCUUCUUACCAGUACGAAGGUGCAGCAUUUGAAGAUGGUAAGGGACCUAGUAUAUGGGAUACCUUCACUCAGAGGCAUCCAGAGAAGAUCGAGGACCACAGCAGUGGAAAGAUUGCUGAUGACUCGUAUCAUAGGUACAAGGAAGAUGUAGCUAUCAUGGAAGGCUUAGGUUUUGAUGCUUACAGAUUUUCCAUCUCCUGGCCUAGAAUUUUGCCUCUUGGUCACGUAAGAGGAGGAAUAAAUCAGAAGGGCAUCGAUUACUACAACAAUCUCAUCAAUGAACUCCUGUCAAAUGGAAUCAAACCUUUUGUGACUCUAUUCCACUGGGAUGUUCCACAAGCCCUUGAAGAUGAAUAUGCUAGUUUUUUAAGCCCCAAAAUUGUAAAAGAUUUUCGAGACUAUGCAGAGUUAUGCUUCAACAAAUUUGGUGAUAGGGUAAAGCACUGGAUUACAUUGAACGAGCCACUAAUCUAUGCUAGUGGUGGGUAUGCAUCUGGUUUAAUUGCACCUGGUAGAUGUUCAAAUUCUUCCUCUUCAAACUGCACUGAAGGUGAUUCCAGCACUGAGCCAUACAUAGCAGGCCACUACCAGCUUCUUGCUCAUGCUGCUGCAGUUAAAGUCUACAGGGAAAAGUUCCAGAAAUCUCAAGAAGGCCAAAUUGGGAUUACACUAAAUUCAGGCUGGUUUGAACCGUUAACUGAGUCCAGUAAUGAUCGUAUUGCAGCAUCUAGAGCCAUGGCUUUCCAAUAUGAUUGGUUUAUGGAGCCACUAAAGUCUGGUUUAUACCCAGUUGAUAUGGUUAAAUUUGUGGGAAAAAGAUUGCCAAAAUUUUCUAAAAAGGAAGCCUUGAUGGUUAAAGGGUCAUUCGAUUUCAUUGGGAUAAACUACUAUUCUGCAAAUUAUGCAAGUGAUAUUCCUUGCACAACCCAAAACGUGAGCUACUUCACUGACCCUUGUGUCAAUAUCUCAACACACAGAAAUGGGAUCCCAAUUGGUAAAAAGGGGGGAUCAUUUUGGCUUUAUAUUUAUCCAAGAGGGAUUUUAGAUCUUCUGCUGUAUACCAAGCACAAGUUUGAUGAUCCUGUCAUCUAUAUCACUGAGAAUGGAGUAAGUGAGGUAAAUACUGGUUCUGUUUCUCUGAAGGAUAAGCUUAGAGUAAAUUACCACCGUGAUCAUCUUUCUUUCCUUCAAAAUGCAAUGGAGAUUGGCGUGAAUGUGAAGGGAUACUUUGCGUGGUCAUUGCUUGACAAUUUCGAAUGGAGUUCUGGUUAUACUGUUCGUUUUGGUCUGGUUUUUGUAGACUACAAAGACGGAUUGAAACGAUAUCCAAAAAAAUCAGCCAACUGGUUCAGAAAAUUUCUUGGUUCUGGGAAUCACACUAAAUCAAACGAUAUGGAACUUUGAAUCUGAUCUUAAUUAAUUUCUUAGAGAACUUGUACGACGCAUCUUAAUUAUGUAGCGGAUGUAACUCUAAUUUCUAUCUCAUCUGCAAGAACUCAUAAUCAUAUCAUUAUGCACUUCAAGUCAGACUCUGUAUAUUAGAUCAA
Messenger RNA from Hevea brasiliensis (rubber tree), 1763 nucleotides. RefSeq names its product beta-glucosidase 15-like. Gene Ontology annotation, biological process: carbohydrate metabolic process. The coding region runs from base 46 to 1620 and encodes 524 amino acids. Gene Ontology annotation, molecular function: beta-glucosidase activity. The transcript is spliced from 9 exons. The record is from RefSeq and is a predicted model, not a curated record. Lineage: Eukaryota; Viridiplantae; Streptophyta; Magnoliopsida; Malpighiales; Euphorbiaceae.